Messenger RNA from Metarhizium album ARSEF 1941, 1848 nucleotides. RefSeq lists its product as uncharacterized. Lineage: Eukaryota; Fungi; Ascomycota; Sordariomycetes; Hypocreales; Clavicipitaceae. The record is from RefSeq and is a predicted model, not a curated record. The coding region runs from base 1 to 1848 and encodes 615 amino acids. The transcript is spliced from 4 exons.
AUGUGGGAUGUCGCCUGGACAGACCCGAGGCGAGAGCUGGUGGGCGAGCAUCGCGGGAGAAAGGACAGAGACAGGAGUGUCAAGGAGAAGAGCCUAUCUCGAAACUCGGUGUCAACGACAAGCUCAAAGACAUCCACCCACUCUACACUGUCUCGCCUGCGGACCAGAGCACUCCUUCGACAGUCGUCGUCUUCGAAAGAAUCCAUGGGACAGAAUACAUACCCGGAUUCUGAGCCCCAGACCCCCAAUCACUCCAACAAUCGCUCUCCAUCCGUCAUGUCAGAUGCUGAGCAGAGACCAGCCGCCGGUGGCCGUCCGCUGCUCCGGAGCUCCGACCCGCAGAUGAUGGAAGCCGCAUCACAUGAGGGAUAUUAUUCAGCGGCGCGAAGAAGGUUUGCUGUCGUUAAAAAUACGACGGAGAACAAAGGACGAGCCCCAGAGAUAUCAGCCACGAUUGCGCCGUGCGCCAGACAAUCAGACGACGGUGACGUAUUUUCGACGAAAGGAAAGAGGAAAGAUGAAACACCGUCUACGGUACACAAAAAUGGCAAUUCGAAGCAGAGUAUCGGGCCCGCAAUCCGCCCGCAGCGCCCGCUUGAUCUCCAAAGCCCCAUCAGACGGUCGUUUGUAGCCAGUCCCUCGCCAUCCAGAGUGUCUGCGUCAAGCCCAGUCGCAAAGCUGGUGCCGCCCUUGAGGUCUCAAAUACGGCCACCACCCGAACCGGCCCACGAAAUUUCCCCCAUCAACGAUUUAUCCUUGUGGCGCAGCCCGAGAGAAUGGAACGCGAUUGCAGAAAUGGGAAACGCAAUGCAGGUGAUUGAGACCGUGACGGGACUCAGGGCCAGGGAGCUGGAGCACAUGUCCUUCGAGCCGUCGCCGGACUCGCGUGAUCUGACAGCAGAAGUGAAGCAGAUGGCGCAAGCGAGGCCCUCGACAGCCUUGGCAAGACUGAAGGCGUCGGACGAGGACGCCCUGAGCCUGGAGGAAACCCAGCAGGUCAACGGGGAGAGGAAGAGAUGGAUGCUCUCGGUACUGCACCAUCUAGACCGCGGCAGCGGGCACGACUCGGAUGAUUCGAGCAUGCUGAGCAACGGCCCCGAAAUGCCACCAGGGCAGGCCGGGGGGCGGAAGAUUCUGGCAGCGUACGAGCCUAGGUUUUCGGCGCGCUACCUAGCCGCGUUGUGGCCCGACGACACGGUCCAUCACCUCUCGGAUAACCCGCUCUCGUCCGACUCGGCGGCCAACAUUUGCGCCAUCUACAGCCCAGACACGUGCCUGCCAGUCCCCGGACCCCAGGGCAGCUUCGACGCCGCGUACUCGACGACGUUGCCGUCUCUCUGCGGCGAGUCAGACAUCGCGGCCGUGCUGGGCAACGUCAACAAGUGCCUCAGGUCCGGGGGGGUCUACCACUUGCUGCUGAUCGAUCCCAUACCCAACACGGAUGCGCUGGGGAAGAAGAUGAGAGCGUGGUUCAGGAACAACCUGCUGCCGAAACUGCAGCGACACUCGCGGUGUCUCACGCCGAGCUACGCGUUCUCCAAGGUCCUGGGGGCAUCGUGUCUGCGCGGCGCCGGGAGCACCCUGACGACGACGAAAUUCUACGCGAACCCGGGCAGCAUCUGCCGCAGACAGGGCGAAGCGGAGGCCGAGGAGAGGCAGGAGCAGGAAGGCAAGGAGACGAGGGCGGAGCUCCGGAGCAUCGUGGGGCGGAUGCUCUGGCGGCAGGUCUGGGGCGAGUUCGUCACGUCGGACACUUGGUGGUGGGAGGACCCGGACUGCAUGCAGGAGUGUCUCGAGCUGGGGACGUUCUGGGAGUACCACUCGAUCCAAGCGGUGAAGUCCAACUGA